Guyanagaster necrorhizus is the source of this 3210-nucleotide messenger RNA. Its product is annotated as UvrD-helicase-domain-containing protein. Gene Ontology annotation, biological process: recombinational repair. Gene Ontology annotation, cellular component: nucleus. Lineage: Eukaryota; Fungi; Basidiomycota; Agaricomycetes; Agaricales; Physalacriaceae. Bases 12 to 3050 code for a protein of 1012 amino acids. Gene Ontology annotation, molecular function: ATP binding; DNA binding; 3'-5' DNA helicase activity. The transcript has 19 exons. The record is from RefSeq and is a predicted model, not a curated record.
CUGCCACCAGCAUGUCCGCGCCUUCAAGGCAGGGGCCUACACAGGCACACAACUUCCUGCAGUCACUGAAUCCAGCCCAACUUCAGGCCGUUCAACACGACCCAAAUAUUCCUCUUCAGAUACUGGCCGGACCAGGAAGUGGCAAGACCAAGGUAUUGACGUCGCGAAUCGCCCAUCUCAUAAUACACCACUUGCUGCCGCCGUCAUCAAUAUGUGCAGUAACAUUCACAAAGAAGACUGCAAAUGAAAUGCGUGAGAGGCUCACCAAACUCAUUGGCAAAGAAAGAACAUCUCAGGUUCGAAUGGGUACAUUCCAUGCGUUGUGUGCCUUGUAUCUACGAAAGCACGCUCUGCAUGUCGGAAUUAAAGGUAACUUUACCAUAUGUGAUACAGAGGAGGGGAAGAAAAUCAUAUCAAGCUUGCUGAAGGAACGUAAAGACUACAUGGUAUCAAAUGACAUCGAAAUCCAGCCCGGAAAUCUACAAUCGAAGAUAUCAAAGUUCAAAGCUAGAGGCCUUUCCGCUGAAGACGUUCUCACUAUGACACCAGCCGUUCAUCCUAAUGAACAUAAUACUGUCCUUGUCCUCGACCGUCUUAUAGCAGAGCUUUACAGUGGAUAUCAAGGGAAACUGAAGAAAAACAACAGCUUGGAUUUUGACGACUUGCUGGUUGUUGGCUUGAAGCUUUUCUCUGGGCAUAGAAAGGCAGUAAGCUGGUGUAGACAUAUUCUUGUAGACGAGUUCCAAGACACCAACUUUACACAAUAUGAACUUAUGCGGGCCAUUGGUGUAGCGCGUCGCGUGACCAUCGUCGGUGAUCCCGACCAGUCCAUAUAUGGCUGGCGAGCAGCCGAAGUAGCAAAUUUAGAAAAAAUGCAGCGACACUUUCCCGGAACGGAGCAGAUCUUUUUAGAACAAAAUUACCGAUCAACUGGCUCUAUCCUUAAACUCAGCCUGGCUAUUGUAUCACAAGACAAGAAUCGCAUUCCAAAGACUCUUCUGUCAUCUCAUCCUAGCGGUAUAACACCUGUCCUUCGUCAGUGUAACAAUGAAAGCCACGAAGCCUCUUUCAUUGCCAUGGAGAUCAAACGGGUGAUGGCUCAUAUGGGAGGAGCCCUUCGCUGGGGCGACUUCGCAGUCCUUUUACGAUUCAACGCCCUGUCCCGGGCUAUUGAAAGUGCCUUACAGAAAGAAGGCAUUCCUCAUCGGAUUCUUGGGGGACACAGAUUCUUCGAGCGACUGGAGAUCAAAGAUAUUUUGGCAUAUCUACAACUUGUCGAUAAUUCCAGUUUCGGUCCUGCAUUUACACGCGCUGUGAAUGUGCCGAGUCGAGGCAUUGGCGAAAAGACUCUAGGUGAACUUUUCACCGGAGCCGAUGCAAUGGUCAUAACUCCCUUAGAGUUAGUUGAAAGAAUAUGCGAUGCUAAAGUCCCCGAUAUCAAGCCGGCGGUCAAGCGGAAGUUGUCACCUUUCGUGGCGGCAAUCCGUUGUUUACGGGAAGAGACCAAUAAAGGAGUUCUUCCCUCGGCGUUAAUUCGCAAGCUACUGAAGCUCAUAGAUUACCAAGAGCAUCUGCAUAAGACGCAACCAGAAUGGGAAACUCGAUGGGAGAACGUCCAAGAACUGAUUACAUUUGCAAGUGAUGUCCAGGGCUCGAUGCUCACUGAUGUUCACCUGCCUCCUGGGGAAGAAGCUGAGUAUACUCCACUUCGACUAUUUCUGCAAGCAUCUAUGCUCUCGUCGGAAGGUGACGAACAAAAUGAGGAGGGUAAUCUUAACAAAGUGUCCAUAUCCACCUGCCAUGCCGCGAAAGGCUUGGAAUGGCCCGUUGUGAUCAUUCCAGCUGCAGAGGAGGGCACAUUUCCUUUCCAUCGAUCAGAGGACAUUGCUGAGGAAAGACGACUUCUUUACGUCGCUUGUACAAGAGCCAAAGGGCUCCUUUACCUUUUAAAUGUCGCUGAACGGAAAAUCGCCGGAAAUCUUAUGGAGAGGAGCCUCUCUUACUUCGUCUCGCACGUCAUCAAAGAAGACGAGACCGUUCUUACCCUAGACGACCUAUGCACUUUUCCCAAGGGCGAGCGAACAACCCUGUGCCAAGUCCUUGAAAGGCCCGAGCCGCCGGAAGAGGAAGUCAGGAUGAGGGUUGAGGGUUUUUACGAAUCAGCCAGAAACCGACGGCCUUUUGGGCACGAAUUCGAUGCCGAAGCGGCAUCAAUUACAAGAGCUAUGCAACAGCAUUCCUUUGGACCUGCUCGCCAUGAGAUAGAGGCGAAAUUCAUACCAGUCAGCCAGAUCGAUGUCAAACCAGACAUCAAACCAACUGUGCAUCCUCUAAGGCCCUUCUCUUCAGGUGUCAGUGUUGGCCCCGAUGUCAAGCCUCGAAUUAAACAGGACCCGGACAUCAUGUCUGCAGCCUUUCUUCAUCGUCCGAAACCACUGUCAAAUUCCAACGUCGAAAUCAAACCGUACAUCGUCUCUAUUUCUGACGUGAAGACGUCGGGGUCUCGUUUAGAUGCGACACGCCCUUUAGCGGUAGCCUCAAGCUCUCGAGACGUGAAGUCAAGUCAAGCUCGCACAUCGAAGCGUUCAUCCCGGUCUUACUCGCUAUCCCAUAAAGCAAAGCUGGAUCCGGACAUACUCGACCUCAGUUUAUCUUCACCGCCUCCACCUCUCAAGGCAAAGCAACCCAUCAAACCGAAGCCUAUGAUUAUAGAUCUCACCGAACCUGCUCCAAAAAGAGUAAACCCAAGGACAACGAUCAAACGAGAGGUGGCCACGCCAUCCGUAGUCAAAAUUGAAGGAGCAGAGGCCGGGACGGCAGUCGAAAGAGAGCCGAGUAUGAUUAUACUUGACCCACCAACAAGUAUCAGGCAUAAGGGGCCUUCGAAAGUGACGGUCGAGCCAGGUCGAUUACCUGUGGCGCCUGCUCCAAAAGAAUCUUCUCCUGGCACCCCGCAAACACCAUCACUAAAUCCUGGAGUAAAACGUAGGUUAGGCAUGGGGAGGAUUGUGGGGGGCUAUGCAAAUAAAAAAUUCAAGCUACCAACAUAAAUUGACUCGGACUCAUUGAUACGAUAGCUUGCUUUGACCCUUCGUAUUUUACAUCGGAAAGUUUACCAGACCGUCAAGUUAUAAGUGUAUUAUUUAUAGUUUAUAUUGUACUUUAAUAAUCGUAGAUUGCGAGACCUAUGAAACGUAGAAUUAGUAAAUG